Molecule: messenger RNA, 1769 nt
Organism: Lytechinus variegatus (green sea urchin)
Lineage: Eukaryota; Metazoa; Echinodermata; Echinoidea; Temnopleuroida; Toxopneustidae
Product: melanoregulin-like
Exons: 5
Coding region: 666-1358 (230 amino acids)
Biological process (GO): melanosome transport
Cellular component (GO): melanosome
Source: RefSeq, a predicted model, not a curated record
UUUCAUGUUUAUAAUUGUAAUCUGACAAGAUUUAUUAAACAUAUACAUAUUCAUAUAACUUUUUUGGUCUCAUGCAAAUGCAUUUUUCACCGGUUCACAAGACGGAAGAAAAUGAGCAUAGCCAUAGCACCCCCAUAAUCUUCCUUGGCCAUGCAGGUCCAUUAUAGCGAAGUCAAUGCAUCUGUAAAGUACUUAAUAUAACACACAAGCUCAUCCACUCUUUUUUUUUCUAGCCGUAUUGUUUGACGUUCCUUUGAGUGAACUCGCGAAUUAAUUUGUGACAAUUGUCUAAUGCGAGUGUAUGCUUUGACGACACAGUUACGUAACAAAAUCCCUGUUUGAAUGAACUUGAUGGGGUGACGCUUCAUGUUUGCCGAGAGAUAUCAAAAGACCCUCAACCCUCAACGCAUGUUGACAGUGUUGACCACUAGGUCGCAGGAUCUGCAAGUAUUCGACGCAAUUUAAACCAAACACCUUUGAUAAAUCGUGAUUGCGAUAUCAUGGAUAUAUUGCACUGAAACCGCCAACCAUGGACAAUUAAUCACUAAGUAAUGAUCGAUAGCCAUAAGUUCGAUAACUGUCCCCCACUUACCGAAACUUAUGGAGUGUUGUAGGUUGUAGUGUGAUCGAGACACAUAAAUCCUAGGGAAUGUAGUGAGAGGCACAUGCAUCAUCUGGGAAACUUGAACACGAUCGUCACCAAACGGAUGAAAAUGGCUAUUUGUUGCCCGUGGAUGUCCAGAAAACACAGACAAAAAUAUGAUGAAAUUGACGACUCGGAUGCGAGUACGAAUAGACGGGGAGCCACAGAAGCAUCAUCGUUGCUAAGAAACGGACAUACGUCUUUCUGCUACAGAGAUGAUUCCUUGGUUGAUGCCUAUAUCGCUAGCUAUCGAUCAUGGGAAGACGAUGUCAACCUUUGGUCAGACCCAUAUGACGUCACACACACCAACAUUAGCCAAGACAGAGAGCUCGAUGGACUCAUCCGAGACUGGCGGAAAGCAACCACAAACAUGGAAAAAAAGGUCAUAUACGAUAAAGUGCAGGCAAUCCGGAGAGAGAGAAAACUAGUGCGAGACAGAUGGCAAAAAGUUCUCGAAAAAUUUGGGUUCGCUUCUCAGGCCGAACAUCUCGUCUCGAUCAGCGGUGCUUCUGGAAUGACACAGCCGCUACCGCCAUCAGACCAAGCCCUCAACCUUCAUCAUGUCCUGGUGUAUCAGACAGACAUAUUCGGAGAUACCGAAGUACAAGACAGAAGAUAUGGUUUAAUCCUGGAUCGGCUUAUAGAAGUGGACAUCGCAGAUGAUUUUGUGGUGUUGGCAAAGAAAAUGUAUCCCAAAGAACCUGAAGGGAUUUGAAUCCAGAACUUCGGCACUUCCAGUGCGUGAAGACAAGACAGCAUGGCAGAUCCGCGGAACCAAAUGGACCAUCUAUACGUAGUGUCGUCGAAAGCCACUCCACUGUGGCACACUUUGGAGAAAGAUCUGCUUUUCGGGGGAUGAGGACGCGACGGCCAUGGGACCAUAUGAACUUUGUCUAAGUUGAAUAAUUUCAGACCAUAAAAAUAUGUUUCCACUUCGGACAACUUCCAUUUAAUAGAGGUAUACAAGGCAUGUUUUGGUCAUCUUAGUCUAAAGAAAUCAUUGCGGCUAUAUACUCGGGCGAAUAUCGACUUACAGAAGGUCGGCUAAUGCAGCUAUCGCUCAAGAUGCAUAGACGAACUCUUGGGUUUUCAUUUGUUGGUCAGUGACUGGAAAAAGUACACCCUU